Molecule: messenger RNA, 807 nt
Organism: Fusarium mangiferae
Lineage: Eukaryota; Fungi; Ascomycota; Sordariomycetes; Hypocreales; Nectriaceae
Exons: 3
Coding region: 1-807 (268 amino acids)
Molecular function (GO): heme binding; oxygen binding
Source: RefSeq, a predicted model, not a curated record
AUGACUUCACGACCUAUGAAGCAUAUCGAUCGCGAGGAUCUCUACACGAACCUCGAAGCCCGUGUUCAGUAUCUUCACUCAUUCCUCGACUUCUCAAGCCGCGACAUUGAAGCUCUCAUCACUGGCGCAAAAUACGUCAAGGCCCUCAUCCCCGCCGUCGUAAACAUCGUCUACAAGAAACUCCUCCAAUACGAUAUCACAGCUCGUGCUUUCACCACCAGAAGUACUUCCUUCGAAGGCCCCCUCGAUGAAGUUCCCGACGAGAACAGUCCUCAAAUUCUGCACAGAAAGAUGUUUCUGCGUGCUUAUCUUAUGAAGCUGUGCUCAGAUCCCAGCAAGAUGGAGUUUUGGGAGUAUCUGGACAAGGUUGGAAUGAUGCAUGUUGGUCUUGGCCGCAAGCACCCUCUUCACAUCGAAUACGUCCACCUUGGUGUCUGUCUCGGUUUCAUCCAGGACAUCAUGACCGAAGCUAUCCUUUCACACCCUCGUCUACACAUUCAGCGCAAGACAGCUCUCGUCAAGGCUCUUAACAAGGUCAUCUGGAUCCAGAACGACCUCAUGGCCAAAUGGCAUGUCAAGGAUGGUGCCGAAUUCGAGACAGGCGACUCUGAUAUCGAGAUUGAGCGUGAGGGCUACCUGCAUGGAAAGCGCAUUCUUGGUGAGGGCAGUGGUUCGGGUACUGAAGACGAUGCCUCAGAACAUCCCCAGAACCCCCCGUCAAGGAUUCCACAUCCUAGUGGUAUGCCCGCCGGUGGUGUGUGCCCCUUCUCGGGGAUGGGUGCUCCAGCUGAGGAUGAGGAGAAGUAA